Phoenix dactylifera (date palm) is the source of this 631-nucleotide messenger RNA. RefSeq lists its product as uncharacterized. Gene Ontology annotation, cellular component: chloroplast. Lineage: Eukaryota; Viridiplantae; Streptophyta; Magnoliopsida; Arecales; Arecaceae. The record is from RefSeq and is a predicted model, not a curated record.
AAAAAAAUAUAACCUCAUGAACUUGUCCAACCUUUCUUAGAGAAAUCCAUGGCCUGGAAUUUUGCCCCUUCCUCCUCUCUCCCAACGGCUCCUCCUAGGAUUCAGGGUUCAGAGAGGUUUCCAAUAAAGAAGCUCACUGUCUUCGUGAAGCCCACAAGCUCAGAGAAGAGUGUAUCUCCCUGCAAAGUAGCACAAUCAGAAGGUGUUACAGAAGAACACGGUCUAUCAGGGUCUUCUGCCCGCACUCAGUUGGAUCUCUUGGAACAACUGACUUCUUCUUCCACCUUCCCUGGCAGCGGAUAUGAGAGUGAUGGUGACGCUCACAAGCCCACAAUUCGUGAACAACUUUCUGAACUGGUAGGGGACAGAGAAGGUGAUUUCAGCCUUCCAUUAGGUAAAAAGCUGAAAGCAAGUCGGAAUUCCUUAACCAUUUCACAGAGAAGAAACAUCAAGCGACAGACCUAUCUGAAUGAAGUUGCUCGCAGAAAUGAUUCCAUUUUCUUUGCAACAAUUGGAGCAUUCGUGAUUCUCCCACCAGUAGCCAUAUUAUCUAUUGCUAUAUUGACUGGUUAUGUCCAGCUUUUUCCAUGAAGUAAAAGUGCAUGUUUUUGCUAUCAUUUUCUGUUGAUCA